This is a messenger RNA of Trichomonas vaginalis G3, 693 nucleotides long. RefSeq names its product 14-3-3 protein family. Gene Ontology annotation, biological process: signal transduction. Gene Ontology annotation, cellular component: cytoplasm. Lineage: Eukaryota; Parabasalia; Trichomonadida; Trichomonadidae. The record is from RefSeq and is a predicted model, not a curated record. The coding region runs from base 1 to 693 and encodes 230 amino acids. The transcript has a single exon.
AUGGAAGAGAUCGAAAUUGAUGAUUACGUUUUAUCACUUGACAUACAAUUUAAACGAUAUCCAAUGCUUUUUCAACAUGUACAAACAAUUAUAAAUAAAAAUGGCUGCCUUACAGAAAAAGAACAGCAAUUAUAUUUAUUGGGAGCAGAAAAAUUCAUAGCUAAAACAGUAAAUAAUAUCAAAUUAUUUAAGGAAUUGGCAGAUAAUAAAAAGGGGAACUAUGUAAUUGCAUUGAAAGACAAAAAUAUCAUGCUGAAAAGAGAAUUAUUCGAUUUUUAUAACGAUUUUUCCAAAAAAAUUACCGACACACUACUCCCAAUAUCUAAAACAGCAGAUUCUACAAUAUCUUGCAGAAGAUCUCUUGGUUACGUUACAACUUUAUUAUAUCCACAUUUUUCUAUUGAUGAAAAGACUACAGUACGAAAUAGAACAUUAGAAUCAUUCAAUCAAGCUAUGUAUAUGGCAAAAACAUCAUUAAAAUUUACGGAUGAUUUGAAAUUAGAACUAGUUUUAAAUUUUGCUAACUUUGAACAUAUUUGUUAUGGAUAUACUCAAGAAGCUAUCCAAAUAAUGCAGGAAGCAAUUGGAAUGGCAAUGGAGAAUGGCGGAAACGAACUCACUCCAAAAGGAAGAAGAAUGAUUGAAGCAAUGAUCAAUAACAUAACAAUGUGGUGUCACCCUGAUACAUCUUGA